GUUGCCGGUUGAGUCCGCAUUUGAACGUCAGUCGCUGUUUGUCCUUCGAGGAGAUCAGUUGUCGCAUAGAAGAAAUCCCCCGCCGAACGAAACUUUUUUUUGGUUUCCUUUUUCAGUGUGUGUCCGACUUUAAUCUCCCAAACAACAAUUUCCCAAGUUUGGUUUUCUCUCUCUCUUGGGCUCCCAGCAAAUCGAAGAGAAAUAACUGCAAAAAGAAGUUGCCAAUCAAACUUUUUGAACGCCGACAGCAGCCAUCAUCGUCCAAUUGGCCACCCACAUUUCCAGUGUGUUGCAAAGUGACCCACCAGUGUUGAGCCGCGUGAUUUCGGCACACAGAAACAAAAGAAGACAAAACAAUCGAACCGAACUGGUUUGUUCGUCAUUUUCUGGCUAGUUAUUUAAAACAAAACAAGAAAACGGAAAAAACUUGUUGAAUCACAUGCCCGUUGUCCAUUUUGUUGGCACAUUUUCUAGUUUCUCUCUCAGCCUCGUGGUGAUCUUUCUCUCCCUCCAAGUGGAUUUUCACAGUGUCCCCCCUACCACAUCAUUGAGAGAGUCCAAGGGUCGAGAAAAACGGCAGGUGGUUGGCGAUAACACACACACACACAGAGAAACCCCCCUCCAUUUUUUGGGGGUUUGUUUCGCCCCCAGGAAUUUCAGUGAAAGAUACACACACACACACUCAAAAUAAUAAUACAAGUACGAUGUGCUUUUAUUAUUUGUAAUUUUUCAAAAGAUAUGCGUGUGUAGGUGUGUCGAGAAAGAAGAAAAAGUGUCUGUGUGUUUGUGUUUUUGUGUGCCUGGCGAGAAGAGAACGUGCAUCAGUAGUGGACAACACGCGGUGUACAGAGCAGCACGGAGGAGAUCCACACACAUUCCGGAGUCGUUUUGUUUUUCUGAUUGUGUGAGAUGAUGGCCUCUACGUCGUCGACAUCCGGAUUGGCUCGACUCCACCGUUUGGCGCUCCUGUUGCUGCUGGCCGUCUACUUGAACGUCGUUUCAUCUCAAGGGUCCAGUUGCCAACUGCCGGACGCUUGGAGAGGAACCUGGUUCCAGUCGGGUCUCAACACGGUGCGCAUCAAUGAAACGACCAUCGACUUCAAGGGGAAAUGCCUGGAAAGCGACGGAGAAUAUUACCUCUUCGAAGAAAAGCUGGAGAAAGAAGAGAAAUGUUACCGCUGCCUCUUCAUCGCCCAGAAACAUCCCAAUGUUCUUCAAUACAAAGAAUCUUAUUGCGAGGGUCGAGACACGCUGGAGAACUUGUGCAGCAUGAUCCCAGGUGAUGCCCAACAGUAUUCGCUCUUCCGGCGUGACGCGGCUCCGGUCGAGUGCCCAUUCCGCGGAUCGUACACGUUUACCUAUUCGCGGGGUCACGGGGAGUGUCGCUCGCCCGUUUCCCGGCUCGACUCCUGCACAGAAUCAUGGCGGACUUUCUUCCGAUACCAGGCCUGCCCCGACGUCCAGGGAACCGAAAGUUCAGAGGAGCAGCUGGAAUGUUUGGCCCAGUGGAAGGACGGAUCCCUGCGCUACCUGAUGGGCCGUUUGCAGCACCAAGGCGCCACCAGCGACGAGGAUCGUUACCGAUGUUUCGUUUACGAGAAAAUCCAGCCGCCCCCAUCGUCGUCGCUUUCGUCGCUUUUACUUCCGGGCGGAUCGGGAUCCCCGCCCGCUCCCGCCGAACGCCACCGUCCAGUCACCAUUCUGCUGGCUCAGAGCGGCGAUGCCACUUGCAGCGGAUUGACUUCGCCCACCGAAGGCUCUCGAACUCUCAAACUCACCAAAGCUGAAGCGGAUGGCCGCAAGUGUCACUACCCGAGCUGGUUCCUGGCUCACAACAGAUGGCAAACACUGGACGGACGCUGGACCUACGCCCUGCACAAGAACUCUACAAUGCGCAUCAUCAAUAACACGACUUCGGGACACGCAACUCUGUCGUCUGCCGCCGUCAUCGGCGGCGGUGGCCUGUCGUUCGGAUCUGCCGCCGGAUCGGCCAGCGUCGAUUCGCGAAUGGAGCAGAAAGCCGCCUGCCAAUCGGUCCUGGAUCUCGGCGAUGGAGCGGCUCGAGUCGUGGCUCACCUCUCGCAAGGAUGUCAAUCCGGCUACGUCUGCAUGGUGUUUUAUCGUCGAGACAGUCACGUUGUGGAAUUCCAAGCCGGAGAAGCCGCUCCCGCUCCCGACGAGGCUUGCAGCGCUUACUAUUUCAAUCCCGUAGUGGGACACUUGACGACUCUAAUUGCUGCUUCACACCAUUCGGUGGCGUGCCCGCUGGACGGCAAAUUCAACGUGAUGAGAGGGCUCGGUCACGCUUCGUCCCGGCUGCCGUGUUCUUCCGACUCGAUGGCCAAUGACGUGACGUCCGCCGUGGCGACGCCGCACCUCUUCCUCGCCGGACAGCGGACGUCGGCCGUGGCUGUCGGCUGCUCGGCCCCCGACACGCUCGACCUCUAUCACGAAUGCAGUCGUGAGACCAGCUCAGGUUAUCUAUGCCGGAGCACGUGGAAUGACGAUCACGACGAGAGAAUCAAGUACGUCAUCGUGACUCCGUUGCACGCAGCCGCCAAUCGGCACGGGGUCGACGGGCCUCCGCGUCGUUUCUGUCUGACGGUGACCACCCACGGCUCCAAGGCCUCGACGCUGACGCCGUCCGAUCUCCAGUCGCAGCAUCCGCAGGAUCACGUCUCCUCUGUCAGCAACAACGGCGCACCUUUGGAAUGGAUCGCCUCCAGCGAAACUUGCGUCCGAACUUACGCCAGGGACAGAUUGGCGACUCACGGGCAGCAUUCGACGCACUUGGCACACAACGCCCACAAUUUGCAUAUCACGACGGCGGACGGGGAGGGAAAUUCGGCCGGCGCUUCCGUUUUCAACGUCACGUCGGCUGGCCAGUGCACGGGUGUCGAGGCAGCCAUACUCGAUCAGCGGAAGCUAUUCCCCUCCUCCUCGUCAUCCUCGUCGUCCACCUCGGCCACCGCCGCCCUUCUGUCGCCAUCGACGAUGGAUUACGUCUGGCUCUUGUCGAUGGUCGUGGCUUCGGGCCGCCUCGUUGGUCGGUGAUUCCUUCCUUCCGCCCUACUCCUGCUCCUCCUCCUUCUCCCUUCAAGUGCAGCAAGUCAAAAAAACAAGGAAAAAGGAAUUCAAACGAGAAAUGGAAGGAAGAAGAAGAAGAAUGAUUAAAAUACGAGGUGUUGUUGUUUCAUUAUCGACUCUUUGCCCUCCCUGCACCACCACCUCCCCCCCAAUGCGACUGUGAUUUGUGUAUUUCUGUUUUCAAAACAACAAAGAAGAAGUUUAUAAUCAACUCACCAUAACAAAUUAUCCGGAAUGAAUGAAAGUGAAGAAGAAAAAGGUUGAAUCGUUUGGCGCUAUAGUGUCAGGUCAAUUUCAUCAUCCUAAUUCCUUAAUUUGUUUAAUCUUAUUUUUCUUUUCUUUUUUUGCUUUUGUCUUUGAUAUAGAAUUCUUUUUUUUUUUCUUUUCGUCUUGUCUGGUGUACUACGUAAUUUAAGUGUUGUUGAAAAGCUUGGCUCCCCCAGAGGACACCCAACGACUGUCAGCGCGUUUUGUACUCGGUUACAAGGUGAGCUGGAAAGUGGUCGGGACGUGUGGGGCUAACCAGAUGAAAGAAUCAGUGAAAAAGACCAGCCCCGACGAUCGAUGUUAAAGGCUGAAGAGUGGCAAACAUCAGGUUACGUUUGGGGGGUACACGGUCCAAGACCAACCUAAUCCAAUCUCUUUUUUUCUUUUUUUAUCCCCCCGACUUUUUCAUUUUUUAUUUCACGUACUGAGAAACCCCCUCGUCAUAUGUUUUCAAUUCGUUUUAUUUUUUUUUUCACUCUCCUUCGGUUAUUUCACGCGAAAUUUUUUUGGGGUUCUUGAUUUUUUCGUCCUCUUUUGAUGUGACAAAAGAUUCGGAAAAAUGUGGACUCGGUGGCUCGCAGACUUUGUUGACUUUUCUUCGUUUUUUUUUUUCUAAUACGUCAACACGGCCUUAAAUGAUAUCGUCGUCGCCGGCGUCUGUGUAAAUUUCUCGGGAUGGGAAAUAUGAUGUGUCAUUUCUUUUUGUAGCACGGUGGGUUUUUCAAAAGAAAAGUUGCGAGGUAAAAAAAAUGGACAAAGCCAGCAUCUCCUAUCAAAGGUAUUCUUAUUUUCUUCUUUUUCCAACUUUACUGUGGGAUUACGUGUACCCGAUUUAAGUUUUUUCCUCCAUCUUGAUCAACAUUGACGAAGAAAAGAAAAAGGGAAAAUUUUGUAUUUUUGUUAACUUUUUUCUUAUUAUCGCGUGCAUCAAAGGAAUAAUGUGUCUCUACCGAUUGAAUAUUCAUGUGUGAAAUAACUUCUUUCGUUUUUUGUUUUGGAAAAAGUAUUUUUUAAUUUCAAAUCCAGAAAAUUUCUUUCUGAUUGUGUAUUAUAUAAAAAAAAAUUCAUUUUUUCUUCAUUACGGGGAUUUGUCCCAAUUUUUUAAAAAUCGUGUUGCAUAUUUACUACUGUACUUUAUAUACCACCAAGCAAAAAAAAAAUUACCUUUGUACUUGCGUGUAAUGUAUAUACGAUAUACCAUAUUGUGUCAUUCGGAGCUUUAUUGUAAAUACAUUGAAAUCAUGAUGAA
Molecule: messenger RNA, 4603 nt
Organism: Daphnia pulex (common water flea)
Lineage: Eukaryota; Metazoa; Arthropoda; Branchiopoda; Diplostraca; Daphniidae
Exons: 11
Coding region: 910-3054 (714 amino acids)
Source: RefSeq, a predicted model, not a curated record